AGAGUCUUCAGGGUGAAAAUGCACCAUGGCAUGGGUGGAUCGGCGAACGAUCGUCACGGCGCUCAAAAUCAGGCAAUGCAGGCCAGGAACGGGGUCUGCGACAAAAUCGAAAAUUACAUAUCCGAGCUAGGACAAUGGGCCGUAUGGAGGGCAAUAAUAAUGGGCCAAUUCCUCUCGUUGGUAUUGUGCUUCAUGACGCUUGUGAAUCAUCAUAUAAAUACCGCCUCCUACAAACUCUCGCUUCCAACAGGGCAAAAUCUUCCACACUAUGUGAUGAUGUGCUUAGUCUACACGACAUGGAUGUCCUGCAGAGGUGUGGGGAAUGGCCUAUUUUCCGUCAUAAGAGCUCGUGGCUGGAGAUACUUGUUGUUAGCACUGAUCGACGUUGAGGCAUGCACGCUUAUUACAUCGUCGCAUCAAUUUACCAGUCUUGCUAGUAUACAGCUCCUCGACUGCGUGGCAAUACCGGUUGCAUUGGUACUCUCAUUUCUGGUACUGGGUGUCAGAUAUAGAAUGGUGCACAUCGUUGGUGUAUCCGUCUGCUUAAUGGGUGUGGGAUGCUUGGUUUGGGCCGGCAUAGAUGACAAUAAUGAUCCUACGGCUACUAGAAAAAAUCAACUUGUUGGUGAUAUGCUCUGUCUCGGCGGCGCGGUAUUGUUUUCGGUGACAACGGUCCUGCAGGAGCUGGCUGUUAAAACAGUCGACAUUAUUGAAUAUCUGGGCAUGAUCGGUUUCUUUGGCACUAUACUGACUUGUAUGCAAAUUGCUGUGCUCGAGAGGCUUCAAAUAGAAACGUUCCACUGGGACAAUGUACCGGUAAUAACGAUCCUGAUUGUUUAUUGCAUCACGCAAUUUAUGUUUUUCUCUUUGGUGCCGGUAAUAUUGUUUGAGUCUGGUGCUACCGCCUUGCAACUGGCAUUACUCACUUCGGAUUCAUUCAAUAUAUUGGCUGGAAUGCUCAAUCAUCACUAUAAGUUUCACGCAUUGUACUUUGUUUCGUACACACUCACGAUGACCGGCAUAUACAUAUACGCUAUAAAGAGAACAGCUAUAUCGACGAACUCACGGAGGCAACACAUUGAACUUCCAGAUUACAGAAGACACAUGUCUCAUCCUGACGUCGGCGAAGUGGAGAUGGCCACAAGCUCUGGAAUGUCCGGCGUAAGCGGCACACUCGACAUAAGGGCAUCUACUCUCGGCAGCGAGAGAGAGACGAUGGACGCGACGAGCCUACCACUGAGCGUCAGCUCCGACACGGCCUUCACCUCCUUCUAUGGCAGUCAGGCGAACUUAAAGGUAGCAUCGAGAUCGAUGCCGCGUGUAUCCUCCAAUUCGUUUCUCGAUACGAAUGCCGGCGCGGUCACCUCGCUUUGAUAUCCGUCGAGGACAAACUUGACGCGAGUGCAGGGUUCAGGCGAUCUUACAGAUGUUCGAGGCAGAUGGAAUAUACGAGAAUAAUAGAUUUUUCGAGAUUUCUUUUAUCACAUCUCUUUCGAUAAUAUAAUUUUGUAUCAUGUCGCAAAACUUUGCAGUUAUAACAAUAAAGGUCAUAAAGGUUGGUAAAUUUAUUUUCCAAAAAUAGUUUUGCAAUACGCAUAAUAACGUGCAAAAAGGCGGUAAAAUCAAAUGACAAAUAAAAUUAAUAAACUUUUAUGUACUAUAUUAUUUAUAUUUAGUUAGUAUAUUUCCAUUUAGUAUAAUUUACAGCAUGCUGCGUGCAACUGCAAUGAAUAGAUCGUCUGCAUGCAACGAAAGAAUUUUUUAAUUCGCGUGAAUUUAUCUACCUUUGACGGCAUGGUUUUUCUUUUCAUAUUCCUUUACUUGUACUUGGAAGUGUAAAUGAAAUCUGUGCCGGUUUCAGGCUGCGAACGGGAACAGCGGUUCUGCCUCUAAGUAAUAAGCGGAGGAAAACAACUGUUUAGAAUAUAAUACCGCGUGAUAAAUUCGUUCAAAAUGCACCACUUUUUAAAAUGGAGCUUUUAAAAAAGCACGAAAGGAUGUUUAUAUAUCGACACGAAUAAUUCUGAACGUUAGCGCACAGUCUAAAGACUCUAGAAAGAUCGUAUAAAAAUAAUCGUAUAGAAUUAUUACUAUUAUAUAAUAUUAAUUGUAUGUAAUAGUAAAAUGA
Messenger RNA from Linepithema humile (Argentine ant), 2128 nucleotides. Lineage: Eukaryota; Metazoa; Arthropoda; Insecta; Hymenoptera; Formicidae. The record is from RefSeq and is a predicted model, not a curated record.